AUGCGACGCUUGUCAAUUUCUUUAAUUGGCCUCCAACCACUCACUCGGAUGGAUUGCGGGAAAGAGCAGGUGCCGGUGAAAUAUGCACAAUGUGCUCGCUGAAACGUGCAAUUGCCACACUCGUGGUUGUCCGGAAAGCUUCCAUAUACAAGUGUUCCCUGCUUCAAGUUAUUUUUUUCCAAACAAGAAAAAAUUGAUUAACUUACUAGUCGUUAGUCGGUUAGUCGAGAAGACGCAAUUUUACAAUAUCUGAAAUUUCAAAAGUUUUUCAACUUCAUAGUAAAUCCAAAUUGAGACUGAAGCAAUUUUCUGCUACGAAACUCUUUCCCAGAAAAUGUCCAAUAUCAUUACCCCCAUUAGUUAUUUCAAAAGAAAAAAAUGAUUGAAAGAAAGUCAUAUCGCCUCGGACCUUGGUAACGUAAAUCAGGUGUGUCGAGGCAAUCCUAGUGACCAUUUUAAUAGCAUCAACGGUUUUAAGUGAUCCCUAGAGUUGCUCAGAAACGUCCGGAAAGCUUCCGGUUUAUGUUUUCGAGGUCUGAGUCGAAAUAUCAAUCAAAAUUUCCAAAAGUACGGCCGAGCGAACAUUCCCUGCGCUGCUUUUUUGAUUUAAUUUUAUUUUUUUCCAUCAGAAUUAUUUUUUCAAAUUGAUUUUCUCUUCUUAUGAGCUGUUUUAGCGUUUAAAUUAGCAAAUUUAAAAACUUCCUGAACUUAAAGCAGCUGUUAACAGUUGUUGUUGUUCUCUCGCUCAAACUUUAUUUGAUGUAUCAAUAUCAAUCAAUAUUUAUUGGUUGUUUUAGUCAGAUGGUAUCGACUAGGCGGUGAAAAAAUUGCUCUUUUGAGCGGCACUAACACCGCCUUUGGCGAAAAAGAAGUCAAAACGUGUAGUCGAUUGAAUUGAAAGCAUGGUCUUACGGUCCUUCUCCUCGCUCUUCCACAAGUAGAUCCCUCAGUUUCGCGGGUACGGGCACGGCGGGGAUGGUAGGGCUCGGGCACGGACGCCGUGUACACUCUAGGGUAGCCUCGGCCGAUUGAGAGAGCUACCACUUCGAGUGAAGAAAAUAAACGGAAUCUAGUUGUUUUUUUUUUCGCCUCACGUUUGCUGUUUGAAGUAUUUUAAUAAGUUCAUAUGCACUUUAAGUCAAGAACAAUGGGGGUUCCAAAUUUUUAAUUUUUUUCGAGACUUUUGUCGUCAUGACUACGCUGCGAGCUGUGGAGAUUUGUGUCGCUCAUCGUGAAUAUAUCUCUCUUGAACUGAUGUUUUACUUUUAUUUUUUUAACCAAUAAAAACGCCUUAUUUGGUAAUAUAUUGAUUGUUUUUGCAUUAAUUAAUCGCAUAUCUCAUACACGAAAAUUUUUUUUUCAUUCUGAAAAUUACCUUUUAGACAUUUCUUGAGCUGGUAAAUUUUUCUAUCGAGAUCGGUAAUCAAUUCAGUCAGUAUUCUUUGAAAUAUUUUUUAUCAAGUCACUGCGCUUUUGACUUUUAUUUCUAUGGAAUCGGAAAGCUGUGACUUUUCUCUCAACUAUUCGAAAAUUAUAUUUUUCAAAUGACUUUUUCUUUCACUUUCCACCCAGAUAUUUUUUUUUCAUUUGGAUAUUUGAAAGAAAAGUUUCUAGUUUCCCUUCUUAUUAAUUUGCAUUUUGUUCUUUCUCCACUCUCAAUCAUUUGGUCUCGGUAAUGUUCGAUGUUUUUCGAGAAUAACGUUUAUUAUGUAGUUUUGAUGCAGCAAAGUUUAUAUGUAUGAAGAUAUUUUUCUUAUCAUAUGACUUCUUUUUUUGCAAAAUUUAUGGUUUAUUCACCCUUGGCUCACGCUAGUAUUUCAAGUUUUAGUAAAUAUAGGAAAAAGAAGAUUUUUGGACAGAAAGUGAAAAAGUAAAUGAAUAAUUAGUUUUAGUUGUGCAUAUUCUCGUGAUUUUAUUAAGUUCCUCUGGCUUUCCAAUAAAGUAAUUUCUGUCAAGAACUUUUUCUGUUGAGAUUUUUGUAAAAUCAUUAUUUUCUGAAGCGUCCUAAUGAGAAUUUCUGAAACAGACUCCUUCUGUUUUCAGAAUUAAAAAUUUCCCAUUUUCUUCGUGUUCAGUUUCUCAGUUUUUUAUCGCACCAAAAAUAAUUAAUGCGAUGAGUCAUAGCUCUCAGGUGCGUGAGAAAACCAAGUGAAGCGGACGAGCGGCGGGAGUGCGGCGGGACGACGUCGCCGCACUCGGAUGAUAUGCUUCCUCUGCGCGUUUGUCGACACAAAGUAUUGUUUUUCACCUACCUCAGUUCUAGGCUAUUCCAUUGCUUCCUAUUUGAAAAGUGGGAAACGAGAAGUUUUUAAAACCGAAAAGGCCAUCAUUUCAUUCAAUUGCUCAGUGUGGAUGAGUAGUGGGACAGAAAUAUACGAGUUUAUGAAUUGAAGCCUAAUCCUUUUGGUCUUUUCUUUUAUUGUUCUCAAUAGCUUCAUAUUGAAGCCGAGUGAUCGCCGUCUCUCUCCCCGUUCGUCGUCUGCCGCCUAUGACCGCUUCCCCUGCAGGUACGGCUUUUAGAAAAGUUGGGAUAACGCAAAAUUUUCGAGUACUACUGAAGUCCGACUUUCUCAGAAUCGCCGAAAAGACCGCAGCAAGGGUUCCAUCCACUUCGGAAAGCAUUGAGUGAACCGACAGUCGUUCAACGGAUUGAUCUGCGAUUCUUUUCGGCUCGCAACCGCAAAAGGUCAUUUUCAAGAGUUCUUACGACAAUUAUCCGUGCUGCGUGGUUUCCGUGAAAAAAUAAGUAUCGAUUCUCCUAAAAAAAAACUAUUAACCUCAAAUAAGCCUGCUUAAACUUGUGCACUACAAGGCUAAAACUCUGGAAAAGAGAAAAUAAACUAAGCUCUCGUAUAUAAGAAAAACUUUGACUUCAAACACAGUUUACUUUGCUGUUGAGAGUUCUCUGAAAAUAGGACCAAUUUCUUGUUAUAACUUAUGGACUUUUAAGGAGUUUCAACUUCUAAAUGUGCUCAAGUUUUGGAUGAAAAAAAAAAGUUGGAAACGCCUUUUCUCAAAAAUUCGUAAGUCAUGCCUAUUUAGACUAACGGGAUUUUUGUGUGUUAUACAUCAAGGAUUAUUCUCAACAACUUUGGAAACCUCAAAAAAAAACAAAAAAUAAAAAUGACCUUUAUGAGAUUUGACUGUCAAUGGACCUUGCUAUCUACGAAAAAAAAAGCGUGGCUUUUUUCACUUAAUUUUUGGUUCCAGACUCUCCAGAGAACAUCUUGAAGUUUAAAAAAAUUGUCUCUUCAGAAAAUUUUUGAAAAAGUCGCCUUGUUCAAAGUAUUCAGCGUAAUUCAAAAUAUUCUCACAGAGUGAAAGAGUUGAAUUAAUUUUGAAGACCCAAAGAUAAUUUUGAUUUACGUGGAAUAAUUUUGAAAUGGAAGAAGUUUCUCAUUCUUCAAAUUUUGCUUCAAAAUAAGCUUGAACAUUUUCAGAAGCCCCACGACGACUCUAGAAGUCGACGAAGUCUCGCUGUGCUCGUCGUUCGGCGAUCUUCAGAAGCGAAAACGACGUCGUCUGAAGCGUCGGCGGAGGAAACUGGAACGAGCUGUUCGUGUGUAAUAUAUUAGCAUACGAAAAAAACAUUAAUAGUGUAUUUUUUUCAGUUUAAAAAAAUUUUUGAAAAAGUUAAUUAACAUAAGUUGUGUGGAAAAAAACUUGUUUUAAAGUUUUUCUUCCUGAUUGUUUUUUGAGUGGCUUUUUUUUUUCAAAAUCAGCUAACGUUCUUGAUUUGAAAAAAAAAAACUAGAAAAAUCCCUAUUGCGUUAAUUUUUUUAAAUGUUCUCAUGUUGCUGAUUUUUUUAGAAAACCAUACACUUUCCAAAACUUAUCUGUUCACGGUGACCCGGCUAAAAAGGCUUAUACUUGUGAAGAAUUGUCGUUUAGGGAAUUAAUUUUUGGUUUAAUUAGGGUAUCGUUCUGUGACGUCACGAUUAGGGUGACAGGUGUCUUGGGGUCGUUUUCCAAUUUGGUUGCCACGACUACGAAAAGCUCUAUCUCUAUAUAUCCCUUCAUUCCGUAUAUCUCUUUCACCUUUUUAAGCAUCUUUGUAUAGUAGACUCGUUAUUUCUAUUAUCUUCCUCUCCAUUUUUGUCGGAGGAUGGAUCAGUCGGUUAGAGGUCUUUUCGUUGGGAAGACACUCCUGGGUUCGAGUCUGAGCAUGGGAAAUCCCUUUUUUUUCUCGUUUUCAUGGCCUACAAAGGCUGUAGGAUAAUUAUCGUGAUAGAAAAAGAGACUGUUUUGUAAAAAAAAAAGCGGAAAAACUGAGUCCCUAUAUUAAACAUUUAUCUAAUAUUUUUUUCAGAAAUUUUUCUUUUUUUCCAAUUUUGAUACCUGUUCAAAAAUUAUCCGUUAUAAUUAAAACGAGUGGGCGAAAAAUUCUUAUCUGAGCGAAUAUCUUCGAGAAUACUUCAUAUUGUACUCUUGAUUAAAAAAUCCUUCUUGUUAUUUAAAAAUUCAAAAAUAACGUUAAGAAAACGAAGGAUCUUUACGAGUUUUCAUAUUCCGGCCACGCCUAAUUUUACUUUAAAGUCCAUAUUAGCAAGAAGUGUUACAGAUUGUUCGAUAUUAGCCCAUGUUUAUUUUAAUUUUUUUACUGUACUUGAUAUUUUUUUUCAUUUAGGGGAAAAAGUCUACUCUGGCGAUUUUAGUGAAGUGAACGCGCGUUCAAAGUUUCAGUUGGUCUCAAAGCUUUGGCUUUUUGGCUUCGGUAUUAGCCAGAUAGCUGGAGAAUUAUAGUUUUAACAUCAGAAAUUCUUAUCAAAAUUUUUAAGUAAAAUGGAAAAUUGUUUUUUUGUCCUUCUGGUUCAAAUUUUUAAAAACAGGCUCUAAAUUUUUCCUAAUUUUUCGUUUAUCCAUUUUUUUGAUUGAAACUUUUCGGUUUUUUUCUUUUUAAAUGUUAUAGGAACAUAAUUUUUUCCUGUCAAUCUUUAGGCCUUGGAACUUAUUUUUCUUGGUUUAUUUUUUUCCCAAGAUUAAGAUUAUAUUUUUUUAUUUUUUUCAUUAUGGCCGCCUAGUACGAGCCAUUACGAGGAGAUCAUGUUUUAAAAAGUUGCAUUUAAAAAAACUUAGCCAAUUUUUUUGUGUUUCUCUUUUUUUCUGACUCCAAAUGCAGACUCGCGUAUUCAAUUUUCAACUAUUCGCAGUUUCUCAAAAAUUAAAUUCGUCAAAAGUAUAAAAAAUCUAUUUAAAGAUGUCGACGACGUCAGAAUCGGCCAAAAGUUCACGAAACCCGACGAUUUUCCAAAAUGACAGCGAAGUCUCAUUUGAGAGGCUUAUCGAGUCAGAGUCUUCCUCCUCGUCGUUGACGUCUUCAACCAACGGAUCUACUUGCGAGAAGCUGAGAGUCGAAGCAAGGUGAGUUGGUCGAGCGGCUAAACAGCUUGACCACGGGUAGGAAGGUCGUGGGUUCUUCUCCUAUUGUUUUGAGAUUUUAGAGAGAAAAGUUUUUUAUUGUGCUAUGUAGCUUGAUUAACUAUAAAAAAAGGUAAAAAAAUGUUACGAAAAUUGCUUUUUUUGUAGAUAUAAUAUCUAAAACUUUAAUCUAAAAGCUUUGCAGAACCAUAUUUUGUUGUUGAUUUCUGAUCUCAAAAUAUUUCAAACAAAAUCUGUUUUUAUUACUUUGAUUGUUCAUUUUGCUUUUUUUCGAGCUUUUCCUUUUUUAAUUGUAAAUAGGUCGUCUUGAAAAAAUUCGCUAAGUUAGUUUUCUGUCAAGUUCGUUGAGAACCAAUAUUUUCGAAAUUUUAAUUUCCGAAAUUUCAGCCCUUCUAAAGAAGCUUUCAUCACCAACGGAUCGCUUCUGCGGGCACCAGAAGUCCCAAAACUCGGCGAGUCAUUGGAAACGUAAAAAAAAAAAUCACAAAUUUAUGCUGUUGUUAGGGAAAUUUUUAGACUUUUGAUGGAAGAACCGGUGGUUCCAAAAAAUGAGAUGAGAUCACCGGAAGAUCAAUUUGACCCCGUAAAUUAUACGGACGACAUCCAGGCCUUCGUUCUGAAUGCAAAUUUGCCGUAUGAAUAUGGCUUUUUGAUGGAAAAGGAAUGGGGAAUUCAGAAGCAACGUUUUCGAGGAUCCGUUUGAAAUUGAAGAACGGCGCUCGAGAACCGAGCAAUGGGUGGAAAGAUGCUCGCCGAUGAUGGUCCCGACAAACUCUUCGGUCCGUUUUCGAGUGGCUUUCGGUUCUGAUGGACCGUGGACCGAGUAUAUUACGCUCUAAAAGAUCUAGUGACCUCAAAAGUUGCAAUUUGAUCAGUUUGGGCUUCACGGACUAUGAAAAUAUUAAACUCUGAUAAAAGCAAAACGAAGAAAAAUCGAGAAAACGUGGAGAGAAAGGUGGCUUCACAAAAAAUAGUUCUGGACCCUUCAAUGCAGAACAUUUUUUUUUUCUUCAAAAAAAUUUUGUACUUUUUUCCAACAUAAUAAUCCCUUUUCUCAGGAUAAUGAAGACGAGCAGGAAUCUGAAGACGCCGCCAUCGGAACACAGAAAGUUUUUCCUGAGGUUUCCCUGAAUUCUUAAUUGAGAUGGAAAUUCAAAAUUAUGUACAGGUUCAAAUCGAAGCGGCCUCGGGAGAACGGUCGUUAGGAAAUGAAAAAGAUAGGGUACGAAAAUUUAAAAUUUCUUCAUAAUGAAUAAUUAUUGAACGGUUUUAGGAGCUGGAAGAGUAUGUUAGCGACGACGAAAUAGAAGAAAAGGAAGAUGAAAGUUCAAUUGUUCGUUUCACUGAAAAGUUUAUUCAGUUAUUAGAGUUCUUUGAGGUUUCAUCGACUUUGGACAAAAGCAGUCUGAAAAACCUGAAAUUUCGAUCGAGAUUGCAUUUGGCGAUGGAGCAACAAGCUGAAGUCGAUAUUGAUAAUGUUGAAAGGUGAAAAGUUUAAUUCAGAUGAGACCUGCUUCUUCUAGAAAAAGUUGAAAAUGAAAAAUUUUUUUGCAAUCUAGAGAAAAAAAGUAAUAAAAAAAUUUUUAAAAAAAUUCAAGUAAUUUUUUUCAUAAUUUUUUUCGAAUCUUAAAAAAAUUUUUUUUUUUUGGCGAUGAGAAUGAAAAAUUUGGAGCCCAAUAGGAUGCUUUGCAAGCAAAGAGAAACGUACAGUACUGGCCAUAAAGGUAUUUCAAAGUGGUUAUUCGAGCAUAACUUCUUUGAAAGUGGCUCAAAUGGCUUGAAACUUUGCAAAAAUUUUAAAUAGCUACGCAGUAACUUUUUCCCAAGUAAAAAAAUUGUUUGCUCAAGUCAGACCGGAUUUGAGAGCAAAAAACCAAAAAUCGUGAAAAUCAAGAUUUUUCUCUUGAGAUUCGAAAAAUCAUAUUUUCAAAGAAACUUCGUUUUCGAACCAGAAACUUUUUUCCCCAGUAAAACAAGUCUUCGGCUUUCCAAAAAACCUAAUCAGCCCCUCACCAACCCGAUAGUAAGAGCGUAGUGACUUUUUCUUCGAAAGGCCCUUGCGUUUUGAAGCCUCCUCAUUCAAAUGGACUAUACGAGGUCAUUUUUGUUUGAGAACACCCUGUAUCAUGUUGAAAAAUUUUGAAACACCCUCAAAAAUAGUUUUACACUGAUUUCUUCAGCUUUCUCACUUUAUCUGCUCUCCAGAACUCACUAACUUCACUAGGACCGAUUUUUGAAACCUCUGAUUUGAAGCGGUUAUGCUCCUUUUUCAAAAAUCAGAACAUUCUCGAUUUCUCAUUUCAGAUUUCAGAGCUUCUUUAGAACCUUGAUGAAUAAAAAAAUAAAAAGAAGACCCACUGUGUUUUUGCUUACUUAUUCGAAAGAUAUAGUGAGUUAUAAUGAGUUUCUUAAAGUUCUCAAAACUUCGUUUCAGCAAGUGUUGCUUAGAGGGCUCCAAAUCUUGUGGAAGAUGAUAAAAACCCCUUUUUUUCAUAUUUUUUUAAAUGUUUUUAGAUCAUGAGAUAAAUUUGUAACUCCUUUUUUUCUAGCUCUCAGAUCAAAGAUAGGCACUGUAAAAAAAGUUUCUUUAAACUUUAUGGGAAAAUAAGUUUUUUUGAUCUUGUGAAACUAAUGCUUCAGCAAAAAAAUUUAGCAGUCUUCAGGAUGUAGGAGCCUGAAAUUUAGCCAUUAAUUAUUUUUCAAAUUCACGAUUUGAAAGCGAUUGACCAGAUAAAAAAACUACUUUGAACGCCCGAAAGUCCAGAAAAAAACUGUUCAAAUCAGAGGUUUCAAAAUCGGUCCUAGUGAAGUUAGUGAGUUCUGGAGAGCAGAUAAAGUGAGAAAGCUGAAGAAAUCAGUGUAAAACUAUUUUUUUGAGGGUGUUUCAAAAAUUUUUUUCAACAUGAUACAGGGUGUUCUCAAACAAAAAAAUGACCUCGUAUAGUCCAUUUGAAUGAGGAGGCUUCAAAACGCAAGGGCCUUUCGAAGAAAAAGUCACUACGCUCUUACUAUCGGGUUGGUGAGGGGCUGAUUAGGUUUUUUGGAAAGCCGAAGACUUGUUUUACUGGGGAAAAAAGUUUCUGGUUCGAAAACGAAGUUUCUUUGAAAAUAUGAUUUUUCGAAUCUCAAGAGAAAAAUCUUGAUUUUCACGAUUUUUGGUUUUUUGUUCUCAAAUCCGGUCUGACUUGAGCAAACAAGUUUUGUUUUUUGGGAAAAAGUUACUGCGUAGCUAUUUAAAAUUUUUGCAAAGUUUCAAGCCAUUUGAGCCACUUUUAAAGAAGUUAUGCUCGAAUAACCACUUUGAAAUACCUUUAUGGCCAGUACUGUAGAUUGCGCGUUUUGCGAAGUUUUUAUCUUUAUUGGGAAGUAAUUUUUCAUACUGAAAUGACUGCGAAGCUUCUAGGUAUAUCCGACCUGAAACGACUUGCGCAAGGGCAUUGAAAACUAUUUUUUGAAAAUUUUUUGAUGUCAAGUCGACUAUAUAUUCGAUUUAAACCGAAAUCGAGAGAUUUUGAACCAUUCUACUUGCGAUCAUAAAAGUCAAAGCCGGAGAGAAAUGAGAAUUCUUGAAUUUGAGUUUAAGAUCUGGUGGGUAUUUUUUAUUACGUGUAAAAGUUAUCCGAUUCUUCUUUUGAGCUUUCUCCGAACCUCCUGCGAUAUGUAAUUAUAUUAAAAAUUCUAUUAUCCUAGCCCUGAGCGAUUGAAAGUGCUAGAACUGAAGGAGGUCAUGAAUUCGAAACAACGAACUUUUUUUCUUUUUCAAUUUUCUACAGAUCUAAUUCGUUAGCAACUCAAUGUAAGAAAUGUUUCAAAGCUAGGAAAAAAAAGAUAAAAUUCCAAAAAAUCUUUUUUUUCCCGUAUUUGAAAAAUUCUUUUUUCGUGUUGCUUAAAAUUUGUCAGAUUAUAGACUCCGUUCAUUCAAAUAAAAAAAAGUUGAUAUAAGAUUGAAAGUCGCCUUUUAAAAUUGAAACAAGUUUUCUCUCAGGUUCUGGGACUACCUCUAUGACGUCGACAACAACUCGAAGGAGCUGGAGAAACUCCGCGGAGUCACGCCGACAGUCGAACGCGUGGUCACGUACUUCACCCACCAUGGACACACUAAAGGGUCUCUUUUCACGGGGAUUUUCAAGCAAAUCAAUUUCAUUUCCUGCUGUUUUUUGCAGCUUCAGGAUAGUUUCAGUGUAGGAGCGAUCAGAAUAUAAUCGAUACAUAUUGAACAAUCCUUGCAUGAGAAGGGAUCUCAAAAGUACAAAAACAGAUUUUCUAAUUCUCAGAUAUCUCCCAAAUGUUAAUUGAGUAAAUCGCAAACUCGAAAAAUUAUAAUCGUACAAUUCAGACUUUCUUUUCUCAUUUUCUCUCUAGUUUCCAGCGAAUUAUUUGGAAAAGGCGAUAUUUUUGUCGUUUGUUCUCAAAAAAUUAAUACUUUCGCAGCUCUUUUCGAAAGUUUUAGCCAAUUUGUGGAGUAAUUCAAAAAUUUCGAGUAGAAAAACGUCCCUUAUCAGUGAUAAAAAGGAAGGGAAAGAAAAAAUGUAUUUCAGAAAGUCGUCGCGAGAAAAGCCGCCCACAGGAUCACCGCAGCCGGCCACCGACGAGCUCGACACUAAUACCGGAUCAAACGCCGAUGAGCACGUAGGCAGUCCAAAGCUUCUCGAUUUACCCGCACCUCGGCUUUGGCAGGGGAUCGUCGCGGAUUCGGCCCAGCUGACGUCUUCUGAAGACGCAGAAGCCGUCAACUUUUUCCGCCUCGAGCGGAUUACCGACAACGUCCACAGCGAGGCGUCGUCUCUAAUGGAAGAUGAGGAUGAGAGCGAGGGCGGACGCGUCGUUAUCGGUCCGUUUUUGGAUUGUUUUGGUGGUGGUCGCUUUUAGGUAAGGUUGGGAUUUUGGUAGAAUUUGCAGCUUUGCACAGAUUUUUGAUGCUCUCAGUGUUUGGUAAAAAAGUUCAAAAUUUCAAAAGGAUUUCUGUUGAACGAAAUGGAAACACGUAGGACCUCGGAAAAAUUCACGGCGGAGAUGGCGUGUCUCUUUCUUCAGCAUUCCCUAUUGAUUGAAACUAUCAAAAUCUUCCCAGUAAGUAAUAUUUCUUCUUGAAUUUUCAAUAAGCAAAAAUUUCAAAAAAAAUAUAGAUGAAAUAUAAUCUGGCAAAAUUACAGGUUGUAAAUAAUCUCCACAAAAUUUUAAUAUUUCUUAAUGACGUGUUUUUGGGGUUUCCUUUGAAUUUAGUGGAUUAUUGCACAUUGAAAUGUUGUGAGAAAGAACUUUCUGUUAGUAGUUUUCCAAAAAAUAUAUUUCGAAAUGUGGCCACGCUGACAUCUUGCUAUAUCCGGAUGUUUUUUCUAGCGUCUUGCGAACGCAUUUCUCCAGCAAAGUUUUAAUCUGAGCCUUUCCUCGAGUUUUAUAUGCUGAUAACUUGAAAGAAGUCUAUUUUCAGGGGAUCCUAAGCCUUUUCGAGAAGGUUUCGUUGACGCAAGCAAGUUGAAAGGGUUUCUCGAUACGAUUUCGAAAGAUAAAAGCUUUAGGAGUUUAAAAAGGAGGGUUGGAAUAUUGAGAAUCUUCUUCUGAACACAAAAAGUCAAUAUUUUUCGGUAUGUAUGAAUCUAAAUUUUAAAAGAAGAAGCUAUUUUUGUUUUCGACGAAACACGUCUUUUACGCAAAACGGAUUUUUCUUUAUUUGAAAGAUCUCUUUGUCUCGAUAUGCGUUUAAAGACGUCAAAAUUUAAGCUCACCAUCACGAAAAAAACAUAUUGCAGCAUCAAUGGCGGUUUAAGAAAAACCAAAAUUUUUUGUUUGGAUCAUUUGAAGUGAACUUAUUUGACAUCAACAGAGUUCAUACUGGCGGCCGAAACACAGAAAAGACUAGAUUGACGUCAGAAUCUCAAUUUAAAAUAUUCAACUUUCGUGAUUUUGGUUGGGUGGAUGAUAACUAACACUUAAAGAAGGUUACUUCUCCUUGAAGAUUCUCCGGAACUUUUCAUUCACUUCGAAAGACCGUUUUUCUGUAACUUGGUUCACCUGUUUUUUUUGGGAAAGGGGGAGGCUUUUUAGCCAUAAUCGAAAAAGGUUGUGUGCAGAUCUGUUAAUCUAGCAUAGCGGCUCAAAACAAGCAAAAAUAACACCAACAUAACAACUGACCACCUUUCAUUUCGAAAUUGUACCUAUUCCGUUGGCAAUAUCCGAAAUUGAAGUUGACAACAUGGAGCCUCUUCCGCCCACGACGCCGGCGCCUCAGCCGCAGAAGCUGAAAGAACGACUUUUCGCGAAUGUGGCGACGUCAACGGCGGAUCUCGGGGAUUGCCGAGGAUCAGCCGUCGUUGGAGACGACGAGGGGCGGCGCCACUUCUCCGGAAAACACGACAUUCACUCGCAGACCGAACCGACACAUCCCGACAUGGCCGGCUACGUCAGUCCCAAUGCUAGGUUCGUUUUGGUUCACCUGAGUUAGGAUAUGGUCCAGGUAGAACUGGAUAGUAAUGAGGUUAUUCUUCCUAUAACUGGUGUUUUUUUUCUUUCUUUUUGAACCGAAAAUUAAUUUUUAAGGAGAAGAAUUUCUGCGUUAGAAAUCACGUUUUUAAUGUUUUUCUUCAAUAAGUAAGUUUUUGUUUGUUUAGAAAUCUUUACCUGAAUAUUUGAAAACCAAGAAGUUUUGUAUUACCUAAAAUGGAAAUAGCAAUAAAAUUUCGCUCCUUAAUUUACCAUAGCAAAUGUUUAACAAAAACGGUUUCGAUGAGAUUCAUUAAAUACUUGGAAUCUGGCUCUUUCUUGAGAUUGAGUGGGUCCAAAAUUUCUGUUUUUUUUUCUUUAUUUGAAUUUGCCAUAAUUCGUCAACGAAGAGGCGUUUGUGAGUAGAAAGAAUUGAUAGAAGUUUUUCGAAGAAUUUCAAAUUUGAGUUUACUUUCUCAAAUUCGAAAAGUAAGGAGUUCGAAUUCAGUCAAUCAAUAUGAACUAUUAGAGGUUUGAAUAUCUGAAAAUCAGAUCAACAACUUCUUCUUCCUAUUAAUUUUUUUCUCCCUUUUUAUCUUUUAAUUUUCAGCUACUACAACUACACGCCGUCCACAGAAGACCUCCUUUCGUUCCAAAAUCCCAAACAAGUCCAUUCACACCAUAAAACAGUCUCUUUUUCUGCGGAGGUCUGUAACAGGAGUUCAAAUUCAGUCAAUCAAUAUGAAAAUUUAAGCCAAGCGAAGCCGACGCAGCUGAGCGCUCUUAUAUGCGUGCUCAUGAUUCGGUGUCGCCGACGAGGUCGAUUUUGAAAAAAGAAGACGAGGCACAGAAAUCGUGGGUCUUUCCUUCAUUAUUUUCAUACUCAUCAAUGCAAAUUUUUCGAAAAAAAUCUUCAAUCACAGAUUUUUCGCGAUUAGAUUUCAUUUUUUUACUUUCCAACUUGAAUUAUUCCUUUAAAGAAUUUUAAAUAUUAGCAUAUAUUAUUCAAUACUAGAGAUAUUUUUUUACUAUUCUGAAAAUUUUCAAAAUUUUCAUCUACUUUUUGGUUUGAUAUAACGUUUUAUUUCUACUCCUCAACCGGAUACCACAUUAAUUAGGAUUUCAAUGAUUUAUUCGAGCAAGUUCAUUUUGAACUUCGAAAUUUUGGUCUUUCUGUAUUAAAAUUAUAACGGAAAGCUGUUUUACUGAUUUUCAUGAUGAUUAAAUUCACUAGACCGCUUCGAAAUUGACGUGUUUUCAUCACGAAAAAACCUCGAUUGAAAAGUAAAUUAGAAUUUUUUCUUAAAUACCCAUUUUUCAUCUUUGCACUUUUUUGUUUUUCUCGUAGUUCUUGAGAAGAACAUGAACAGCUGGCGCACCCACUCAAAAACGAGAAAUUCUAAGGUUUUGUUUUUCACAGGAUCCGGCGGUUCAUGCAAUUCGCCUGCGAGCGACUUUUCAAAGAUCUCAAGCUUUUGGUGACGGAAAGAGAUCGAGCACGAAGCGCCAUCGACAUUUUGCCCCCGACGAAUGAGAACCUCAGCGAUUCGGCCAGCUAUUUUCAGACGGUUUUGAGAAACAUUUGAAAAUCAGUGCUAAACAUCGUCUUAUUUCAGAAAUAUCGGCAGAAGAUUGAAGACAACAAAGAUGUUUUAGACAACAAGAUUGAUGAGGUGAGAAGGCGCUAAUUCGACUUAUUCAGUGUUGACUGAAAUCAGUAAAAAAAAUUAUUAUAUUUCUACAAAACGACUCGAGAACGAACUACGCUUUAGUUAGCAAAAAAAAAUAUAUACAUUGCAAAAAAGGUUUUUUUUUAAUCUUUAAAUUUGAUAUCCUAAGAGGUUUUGUGAAUACUUUUUUGAUUUUUUCCAUUUUCCAAUAAAAAAGGGAACAAGAAUUCUCGCUCAUAAUUUUACAUUUCUUUGAAGUUGAGGACGUGAUAAGGCUUGCAAAUCGUUUUUUUUCUGGUUUUUCAUUCGAUCAGAGGCCGUAUGCAAUAAAGUGGAAAAUUAUUUUCCGCCAUCGUCCUGAAAAUUGAAACGGGACGAAACUGGCCAGGAUAUCAUUUAUUUUGACUUUAUCUGUUGUAAUAAGGUUUUAUACGAUGAAUCGGAUACGGGCGAAAUAAUUUCAGUGUAAAAAGGAUCAAUUUUUGGCGUUUUCGAGUUUCAGGAAAUGGUGGAAAAUAACUUUCCACUUUAUUGCAUACGACCUCAGGAGAAAUUGAAGAAAAAGACCUUCAAUAUUCUUCAACCCAUCCCUUUUUAUAGAUUUGGAAGAAAUUGUGCGAAAUGCCGUUGACCGACGAAAUGGCCAAGUUCAUCAACGUGGACGACAGCGCGCAAUUGACGAUGAAAGUUCGACGGAAUCUGACCAUCAGGGUGCCGACCUCGAAUAACAGCUCAUUUUACCCGGUUAGUGUCCUGCAAAGUUGAGAAAUCCAAUGCAAAUUAGAAAUUUUGGAAUAAAUAAAAUUAUUUCUGAGAUACUAAAGGCAAUUCUUACUAAACAUUUUUCAAAAACAGAUGUAUCGUCCACAAGACUGAGCCGGUUUUUUCUCAAAAGAUUUGUCAACAGUGUUUUGAAUAAAAUAUUUAUCGCACUUAAAACAAGAAAAAUUUUUGAUCAAAAAUACGUUAUUUCCUACCUUUCCUGACAAAAAUUUUUACAAUUGAACUGAUUGGAUUACUUCUGACUUCAGUGUAUCUUAAGCCCAUUUUUUUAUAGUAAUCUUUUUCAUUCUUAUAAGUUUCAGACAGCGGAUCAAAGAAACGAUAUUGAAAUGGCCAGCGCCUAUGCAGAACGACUGGCAAAGGUUCGGGCGCAGAUGAUUCGGAGAGACUCUGAGGUGAUUAUAAUAUUCAUUUUGAAAGGAUAUCUCACAAUUUUGUUCUAUGUACUCGAUUACUUUGAAACCUGAGAAUCAAAUAGGGUUGAAAUUGUUGCCAGUGUGCGGAAAACUCGAUAAAAGUAUAAAACUUCCCAAGAAAUGUUCAAGUGAACGAAUUACAGUCGAGCGUCGUCGAUCGCCGUGGAGAUUCCAUCGUUGACAUGAUGAGCAGAUUGAGUAGAGCCCUAGAAGCGACCAAAUUCGAUCUUUGA
Molecule: messenger RNA, 14901 nt
Organism: Caenorhabditis auriculariae
Lineage: Eukaryota; Metazoa; Nematoda; Chromadorea; Rhabditida; Rhabditidae
Source: the annotation of a GenBank genome assembly